This is a messenger RNA of Empidonax traillii (willow flycatcher), 471 nucleotides long. Its product is annotated as putative homeodomain transcription factor 2. The transcript has 6 exons. The annotation marks the transcript as partial. Lineage: Eukaryota; Metazoa; Chordata; Aves; Passeriformes; Tyrannidae. Gene Ontology annotation, cellular component: endoplasmic reticulum. The record is from RefSeq and is a predicted model, not a curated record.
AUUGGAGCAUAUGAUCAACAAAUAUGGGAAAAGUCAGUAGAGCAAAGAGAAAUAAAGUUUAUUAGACUGGGUUUGAGAAACAAACCAAAGAAAACAGGACACGUGAAACCAGACCUCAUAGAUGUUGAUCUUGUAAGAGGAUCUGCUUUUGCUAAAGCAAAACCUGAAAGUCCUUGGACAUCUUUGACCCGCAAAGGAAUCGUGAGAGUUGUUUUCUUUCCGUUCUUCUACAAGUGGUGGCUACAAGUGACAUCACGGGUCAUUUUUUUCUGGCUGCUUGUUCUUUACCUUCUCCAAGUUGCUGCUGUAGUGCUAUUCUAUACAGCCCAAAGCCCACAUAAUAUACCUCUGACUGAAGUCAUUGGGCCGAUAUGGCUAAUGUUGCUACUUGGGACUGUGCACUGUCAGAUUGUUUCAACACGAACUCCUAAGCCACCUCCUAGCACAGGGGGUAAAAGAAGAAGGAAAUUA